Scedosporium apiospermum is the source of this 1254-nucleotide messenger RNA. RefSeq names its product Cysteine transaminase. The record is from RefSeq and is a predicted model, not a curated record. Gene Ontology annotation, cellular component: cytosol. NCBI's taxonomy places the organism in Eukaryota, Fungi, Ascomycota, Sordariomycetes, Microascales, Microascaceae. Gene Ontology annotation, biological process: L-aspartate biosynthetic process. Gene Ontology annotation, molecular function: L-aspartate:2-oxoglutarate transaminase activity; pyridoxal phosphate binding. The transcript is spliced from 3 exons. The coding region runs from base 1 to 1254 and encodes 417 amino acids.
AUGGCUUCGACGACCAACUUCACAGCGGACAUUGUCCCGCAAGCUCCGGAGGAUCCGCUCUUCGGCCUCAUGAGGGCGUACAGGGCUGACGAGUCCACAGACAAGGUCGACUUGGGUAUCGGCGCCUACAGAGAUGAUAAUGCGAAGCCCUGGAUUCUUCCUGUUGUUCACAAGGCUGAUGAGAUCCUUCGCAAUGACCCCGACUUGAACCACGAAUAUGCCCCGAUCGCGGGUAUUGCCUCCUUUACCAGCAAGGCCGCGGAGCUGAUUCUUGGUGCCGACAACCCAGCCCUCAAGGAGAAGCGCGUGGCUUCGAUCCAGUCCGUCUCCGGUACCGGCGCUCUGCACCUUGGUGCUCUCUUCCUCUCCAAGUACUUCAACGGCAACAGGACCGUGUACCUGUCUAAUCCCACUUGGGCCAAUCACGGCCAGAUCUUUAAAAAUGUCGGCAUUCCCAAUGCGCAAUACCCCUACUUCUCCAAGGAGACCAAGGGUCUAGACUUUGCCGCAAUGAAGGGAGCCCUAGCCGCCGCCCCGGAGAGGUCGAUUAUUGUUCUCCACGUCUGCGCACACAACCCCACCGGUGUUGAUCCCACCCCCGAGCAAUGGAAGGAGCUUGCGGUAAUCAUCAGGGAGAAGAAUCAUUUCCCCUUCUUCGACUGCGCCUAUCAAGGCUUUGCCUCUGGUGAUUUGGCUCGCGAUGCCUGGGCCGUCCGAUACUUUGCCGAGCAAGGUUUUGAGCUCGCUCUUGCUCAGAGUUUUGCCAAGAACUUUGGUCUCUACGGCGAGCGAGCUGGAUGCUUCCACUUCGUGACGAGCCCUGCUAGCGAUGCCUCUGAUGCUAUUUCGAGGAUUGGCUCUCAGCUCACCCUCCUCCAGCGAGCCGAAAUCUCCAACCCCCCAAUCUAUGGUGCUCGUAUCGCCAGCAUCGUCCUUAACGACCCCGCUCUUUUCGCCGAGUGGGAGGACAACCUCCGCACCAUGUCCGGUCGCAUCAUCAGCAUGCGAAAGGCCCUGCGCGCGAAGCUCGAGGAGCUCGGCACGCCCGGUACCUGGAACCACAUCACGGAUCAGAUCGGCAUGUUCAGUUUCACAGGCCUUUCUCAGGCGCAGGCCCUCCAGAUCCGUGAGGAGUCUCACGUCUACAUGACCGGAAACGGCCGCAUUAGCAUGGCUGGCCUAAAUACCCGCAACAUCGACUACGUGGCCAAGGCCAUUGACAAGGUUGUGAGAGAUGCUGCUGCUAAGCUUUGA